Messenger RNA from Rhinocladiella mackenziei CBS 650.93, 537 nucleotides. Its product is annotated as 1,2-dihydroxy-3-keto-5-methylthiopentene dioxygenase. The record is from RefSeq and is a predicted model, not a curated record. Gene Ontology annotation, molecular function: acireductone dioxygenase [iron(II)-requiring] activity. NCBI's taxonomy places the organism in Eukaryota, Fungi, Ascomycota, Eurotiomycetes, Chaetothyriales, Herpotrichiellaceae. Bases 1 to 537 code for a protein of 178 amino acids. The transcript has 3 exons.
AUGAAGGCAUAUUGGUUCGACAACGAAGAGGGUGACCAGCGCCUCACCCACGAUUCCGGUCGUGAAGUCCCGGCCUCCUACCUCGCAAGCCUUGGUGUCCUAUACCACCACUGCCCUGAAGUGUCCACUGUCGACGAAAUCGCCAAAGAGCGUAAUUACAAGAAUCGAGAUGAGAUUACUGUUUCUCCCUCCGCUAUGGGUGCCGUCUAUGAAGAUAAAGUCAAGAUGUUCUUCAAUGAGCACCUGCACGAGGACGAGGAGAUCAGAUACAUUCGCGACGGAGCUGGCUAUUUCGAUGUCAGAAGUCGGGAUGACAACUGGGUCCGUAUUCGGUUGGAGAAGGACGACUUGAUUAUUCUCCCCGCUGGAAUUUAUCAUCGUUUCACCACCGAUGAGGAUAACUACAUCAAAGCCAUGCGGUUGUUCCAGGACGAACCCAAAUGGAUGCCAUUGAACCGUGGUGCUGAGACGGAUUCUAACCUCCAUCGCAAGAAUUACUUGCAGACGAGGGAUGUUGAGCCAGUUUCGGUGGCAUGA